This is a messenger RNA of Cornus florida, 1977 nucleotides long. RefSeq lists its product as uncharacterized. Gene Ontology annotation, molecular function: nucleic acid binding; RNA-DNA hybrid ribonuclease activity. Lineage: Eukaryota; Viridiplantae; Streptophyta; Magnoliopsida; Cornales; Cornaceae. The record is from RefSeq and is a predicted model, not a curated record. Gene Ontology annotation, biological process: DNA integration. Bases 1 to 1977 code for a protein of 658 amino acids. The transcript has 2 exons.
AUGGCUUUUGAAAGAAUGAGGCAGCACAAGUUGAAGAUGAAUCCUUUGAAGUGUGCCUUUGGGGUUUCAGUUGGAAAUUUCCUGGGUUUUCUAGUCCACCAAAAAGGUAUUGAAGUAGACCAAAAUAAAGCAAAGGCAAUUAUUGAAGCAAAGCCACUAGCCACUAAGAAAGAACUACAAAGGUUUCUUGGCCAGGUUGGAUAUUUGAGGACAUUCAUUGCCAACGAUGCUGGAAAGACUCAUGUUUUCUCCCCAUUGUUAAAAUUGAAAGGUGUUGAGGAUUUCAAGUGGACAGAACAGCACCAGCAAGCCUUUGAAGGUCUGAAAAGCUACCUGGCCAAUCCUCCAGUAAUGAUGCCUCCAAUCAAGAAGCGGCCUUUAAAAUUAUACUUAUCGACCGCUGACGAAUCCAUUAGAACUCAUCUAACCCAAAACAAUGAGUGGGGAAAGGAGCAAGCCAUCUAUUAUCUAAGUAGGGUGCUCACUCCAGUGGAAUAUAGGUAUACUUCUAUUAAAAAGUUGUGCCUUUCCUUAUACUAUGCGGCUAUGAAGUUAAGAACCUAUAUGUUGCCAGUGGUCGUGUAUAUCAUUUCUCAAAUAGAUUUGAUUAAGUAUAUGCUUUCAAGGCCUUUGAUCACUGGACGUAUUGGAAAGUGGUCAUUGGCCUUAAUGGAGUUUUCCUUCAAGUAUAUUCCACAAAAGGCAGUCAAAGGAAGAGCGGUGGCAGGAUUUCUAGCAGACCAUCCUUCCACCAAGAUUGAUUCAGAAAUAUGUGAUGAGGUGGAUAAUCUCUACCUUAAUUAUACAUCUUGGACUCUCAUGUUUGAUGGAUCAACCACUCAUGAUGGAGGAGGAGCUGGAAUAGUCAUCAUUUCACCGAAGGGGAGAAAAUCUACAUUUUCUUUUUUCGUGGAUUUCAAGUGUACAAAUAACCAAGCUGAGUUUGAGGUGUUAAUUAUUGGGCUAGAAAUCUUAUUGGAGCUAAAAGUGGAGAAGGUCCAGAUUAUUGGAGAUUCAAAUUUGAUACUCAGCCAACUUUCUGAAGAAUAUAGGUGUUUUAAUUGGCAUUUGAGGCCUUUCCAUUCUUUGGCCUUAGAAUUACUUUGCCAGUUUGAUGACUUCCAACUCAAAUAUUGGCCAAGACAUUUAAAUAUAGAGGCUGAUGAUUUAGCACAGCUAGCUUCCAGAGUGAAGGUCCCACCAGGUGUAGAAGAAACUUUGAUCACAAUCAAAAGAAGGACUCUUCCUUCUAUAGAGUCACGGUAUGAGAUGCCAGGUCGUUUCCAAGCUGAUGAGCCAAAAAGGAUCAUGCCUACCAAGAAAACAUGGGAGAUUUUCAAUGUUGCUAUAGAUGGCUUAGACUUGGAAGAUUGGAGAACACCAAUUAUCCAUUUUUUGCAGGAGCCUAGUACCAACGUGGACAAGAGAAUUCAGCUUUUGGCACCUCAUUAUAUUCUGAUUGACGGAGAUCUCUACAAAAAGAGUAAAGAAGAUGGACUUUUGCUCAGAUGCCUUGGCAAGGAUGAAUCCAUGAGAGUAAUGGAAGAAUCGCACCUUGGAAUAUGCGGAGCACACCUAGCUGGAAUCAAGAUGAGGUGGCUUCUUAGAAGGUGGGCUUUAGACUUCAUUGGAAAGUUAAGGCCGCCAUCUGCAGAUGGUCAUACUUAUAUGGUAGUUACAACAGAUUAUUUCACUAAGUGGGUGGAGGCCAUUCCAUUAAAGACUUGUGAGCAACCAACAGUCAUCAAUUUCAUCAAGAAGCACAUUAUACACAGAUUCGGGAUUCCAGAGACUCUUACUACAGAUAGAAGCCUUUCCUUAAUUGGAAGUGAGGUCAUUGACUAUUGUGCUGAAUGUGGCAUUCAAGUAAUCAGUUCUACUCCAUAUUUUGCCCAAGCAAAUGGACAGGCAGAAGCUUCCAAUAAAGUAAUUCUUAACAUCCUUAAAAAGAUGAUUGAGAAUCAUCCAAGGGAGUAG